CGAGGCAGCUGCGGCGGUGGCGGCUGGUGGUGCUGUCGGCGGCAAUGGUGCUGGCUCACAGGGUCCACGCGUGAGCGCCAAGAUCCGAGUGCGGCUGGACGCGUCCCGGCGGGUGUUCGGAGUGGCGGACCCCAGCUUGGAGUGGGCGGACGAGGAGGCAGACCCCGGCGGCUGCCUGCAGCCCGCCUCCUGCCGGCCGCUGCGCAAGGGCGAGUGCUUCUUCCAGCCGCUGGUGGACGGGCAGCCCAAGUCGCUGGUGGGCGGCAAGGUGGUGAUGAUCCGCAACCCCUGCUACGACGCGGGCGACAUCCGGGUGCUGAGUGCGGUGGCGCCACCCUC
This is a messenger RNA of Astrephomene gubernaculifera, 339 nucleotides long. NCBI's taxonomy places the organism in Eukaryota, Viridiplantae, Chlorophyta, Chlorophyceae, Chlamydomonadales, Astrephomenaceae. The record is from the annotation of a GenBank genome assembly.